Molecule: messenger RNA, 893 nt
Organism: Tachysurus fulvidraco (yellow catfish)
Lineage: Eukaryota; Metazoa; Chordata; Actinopteri; Siluriformes; Bagridae
Gene: rps27l
Product: ribosomal protein S27 like
Exons: 6
Coding region: 595-750 (51 amino acids)
Biological process (GO): ribosomal small subunit assembly; translation
Cellular component (GO): ribosome; cytosolic small ribosomal subunit
Molecular function (GO): structural constituent of ribosome; RNA binding
Source: RefSeq, a predicted model, not a curated record
AUCUCUGAAAUAGGCCUCCGGUUCCAUGUGACCUGUGUAGGUUAAGCGGCAGAGAAACUGUAUGGACAAGCCACUUCACAGGAGGUCAGAGAUGCAUUUUAUUCAGACUAAUUUAAACGAGUCCUUCUCUAAGCGCAAAUGAAUGACUCUUCUGGAUCAGGCCGGAAAGACUUCCACAGUGACAGUCUUCAUGACAUAUUUUCAUAUGACAUAUCAUAUUUUCCCGUAUGAGCACAUCCUGUACUUUUUAUUGCUUACUUAUCAUACUGUACUGAGACCAAUAGAAUAAUAUGCAAAGUCAUUGGAUAGCAAUUGACUUUAUGUAGUCAUCGUGGCAUGCCUAGACAUGUCCUCUCACUAAAUACAAUAGAAAGUCUGGCUUGCGGGGAUUUAUGAAAAGUGUUUGGCAACCAUUUGGCUGCUUCACUUAGAAAUCAAACACCGAUCUGUGUACGUCGGAGAAAACGCUUCCUCCAGAAAAUGCCUAUGUGACGUAAUAAGAAGCUGGCUAAAGACUUACUAAAUCCGACUCUGGACUUUGAGAGAAGGCAACAUAAGAAGAAGAGACUGGUCCAGAGUCCAAACUCUUACUUUAUGGAUGUGAAAUGCCCAGGUUGCUAUAAAAUCACAACAGUGUUCAGCCAUGCUCAGACAGUAGUGUUGUGUGUUGGCUGUUCCACAGUGCUCUGCCAGCCCACAGGAGGAAAGGCUAGGCUAACCGAGGGUUGUUCUUUCAGAAGAAAGCACUGACGAGAAUAAUUAAAUUGGAUCUUUUGAAUAAAAAGUACAUUAUCUUUUCAUUGAUUGCAAUGAGUGAAAUUUCACUGCAGUGAUAAUUAUGUGGAAGAUUAUUUCUACUGUAUCAUGUUUCUGAAUAAAGUCUGAGCAGUGCA